This is a messenger RNA of Epinephelus moara (kelp grouper), 1498 nucleotides long. RefSeq names its product CD209 antigen-like protein E. The transcript is spliced from 6 exons. Bases 51 to 737 code for a protein of 228 amino acids. The record is from RefSeq and is a predicted model, not a curated record. NCBI's taxonomy places the organism in Eukaryota, Metazoa, Chordata, Actinopteri, Perciformes, Serranidae.
AAGCAUGUGAAGCAGUUGACGUGAGAGGAGAAAGAGCAUCGAACAGCUGCAUGGAUCCGAGACACCAGGAGGAGGAUGCAAAGAGGGAAACACCUGCAGAUGCAGGAUGCUGUCAAACUUGUCGGCUGACAGCUCGUGUGGCUGUUGCUAUGGCAACAAUAAUCCUGGUCAUGGGACUUCUUUUGUGUUUGGUGCUAUUUGCCGCGUUGAGGGGAGCACCAGAAGUGGAUCAGACCUCUAACCCUUCUGCAGAGGAGCUGAUGAUGGAGCAACUGCAGCAGUGCCAAAAAGAGCGCCAUGAUGUGGACCUGAUGCUCCACACCGUCACUCGAGACUCCAGGUGCAGGUUGUGUCCUGAUGGCUGGCUGUGGUGGAGGAGUCACUGCUACUUCUUUUCAGUGGGGCUGCAGGACGAUCGUAAGUGGAACGAGAGCACAGAGUUCUGCCUGCAGCACAACAGCAGCCUGGCUGUGAUCAAAGACUCCGCAGAGAUGGAGUUUAUCCAAGGUGUGAUGGAAAAGUUCCCUCGGUUCCCCUUCCUGUGGGUGGGACUGACAGACGCCGAGCAGGAGGGUCGGUGGCUGUGGACGGACGGGACAGACAUCCAGCACUACAUGCCGGUGACGGUGCAGUGGGACGCUGAUCACAGGGACUGUGCAGACGUGAGGGGAGGUGGGAGUCUUUUUGCCGCCAGCUGUGAGUCAUACGGACCCUGGGCUUGUAAGAGAGACUCCUGACACACUUCUACACACAUUUAAGCUUUCUUUAUGUACAACAUGCUGGCAUUUUAUACCAAGGAUUUGAUAUGUUACAGUAUUUGGAAAUCCUACUUAAGCUACACUUUGUCAUGCAACGUUAUGUGACAAAGUCAGCAUUGCAGGAGGCAAAAGUGAUCGACGUGUUUGUCUAAAGACUUUUUCAAAGAGCUUUACAUUUGUAGUUGAUAUGUCGGUGGGAUAAUAUCUGCUUCUCUUAAAUGCUGAAGUAUUUUGGUUGAGUGUGAUGUGAUGUCAGGAAAAAGUCAGAUAAGAAUCAAAGACAACAUAUGUACAGGAAAUAUUUAUUAGAUGCUUAUCACAAAGUGCGUUUUAAAGUGCAUGCAUGUAUGUAAAUGCAGAAUGAGUUCACACUUUCAUGUCCACAGAUAAAUAUUAAUGUAGAAAAUUAAAACCCUGCUUUUCAAAACUUUAAUUUUUUUUUAAAUAAAUACUUUUAUAUUAACUCAGAGUUGGGUUUCACUUUAGGUUCUCUUUCUUACUGUCUGUCUGAUAAGAAUCUCCACUUCUAUCAUUAGUAUGAUCAGAUACAUCUAUUUAUAAUAUCAUCAGCACUGUGAUACAGUUAUGUCUUUAAGUGUCUACCACUGUUCAAUGUCAGGUUUGAGCUGACGCUUAAGAGAUUUUAAAUUCAGCUUAAAGAUGAGAAACUGACAGAUAUUUUUACAGCAACAUAUAGGGAUGGAAGAUUCAUGAGAGAUCCCAAAUAUUCUUGUAGUUUU